Messenger RNA from Ostreobium quekettii, 357 nucleotides. The record is from the annotation of a GenBank genome assembly. NCBI's taxonomy places the organism in Eukaryota, Viridiplantae, Chlorophyta, Ulvophyceae, Bryopsidales, Ostreobiaceae.
AUGAUGGUUCCGGGUGCCCGGAAGAUUCUGUCUCAUCCAUUUGCGACAAUUGUGAAUGUGGACUACGAGCUGCCCAGAAGGCAGCUGUCCCCUGCGUUGUACGACAUGAUCAACAGAAUGCUCGAGUACGACCCAAAGAUUAGGAUUUCCAUGCAGGAGAUCAAGAACCACGUGUGGUUCAGAGAAGACAUCCCGAAAGGGAUGCUUGAAAUGAACCAGCACCCUCAAAGGGUGCAGCAUGGGCAGGAUUUUGAGACCAUAAGGGCGGUGCUGCUGGAAGGGCAUAAGGAACUUGAACUCGAUUAUGAUGAUGCAAUAGACAAGGACCUGAUGCUCAUAGAAGCAGAAAUGGAUUAG